CAGUGGGAGUGUUUUAAACACUGGCCAUGACUUAUAGAUGAGACUACUGAUGAGUUUUAUUAUGCAGGAAUGGUUUAUCAUUGAAAGUUCUGUUACUUUUACAUGGUUUAUCUGGCAUGCUUAAAAGUUUUACCCAAGGGCUAUCCAUAUUUACUUACUGAGUUAUCUCAUAGUUUUCCUUGUCCACCAUUUCAGGAAACGAAACUGAGGACGGGGAAAUCGAGGGGAGUGACGAAUUAGAAGGCUAGCCAUUCACUUGGGGUAUAAGUUUUAGAUUUUAUCAUCCUUUUGUAAGGUUGAUUUUAUUCUUGAGAUUUUAUGAAUUGGAUAAGUUCCGAGCCUUGUGCAUUUGUGGGACCCGUCUCACGAGUGCACGGCGUCUGUCGCGUCUCGGAUUUGGGUUCUGGGGCGUGACAUAUAAUAUGCAUUUUCGUUAAUCAUAUUAUAUAAUUGAAGUAGAAACCCAAUUGCAUAUUUGGGUAAGUUGUUUUCAACUUUAAUAAUAUGUAGAUGUCAAA
Molecule: messenger RNA, 518 nt
Organism: Rubroshorea leprosula
Lineage: Eukaryota; Viridiplantae; Streptophyta; Magnoliopsida; Malvales; Dipterocarpaceae
Source: the annotation of a GenBank genome assembly